Messenger RNA from Benincasa hispida (wax gourd), 2656 nucleotides. Its product is annotated as rab GTPase-activating protein 22-like. Gene Ontology annotation, molecular function: GTPase activator activity. Gene Ontology annotation, biological process: activation of GTPase activity. Lineage: Eukaryota; Viridiplantae; Streptophyta; Magnoliopsida; Cucurbitales; Cucurbitaceae. The record is from RefSeq and is a predicted model, not a curated record.
GAGAGUAGUUUCGUAGAGUCUUCUUCUUCUUCUUCUUCUACAACUCUCUCUCUCUCUUCCUCACAGGUCACUGGAGAGAGAGAGAGAGAGAGAGAAGCUUUGGUGUUAAAAAAGCAAAGGAAUCAAAGCAGUUGGGUUUCUGUUGGUUGGGAGUAAGGAGAAGGGGACUCUUUUGUCAAGGGAUAACCCCACUCUUCAAUUUCUACUACAUGUUCUUCAUCAUUCCCUCCCCCUCCUCCGGUGCCGGCGCCGGAUUUGGAUUCCGGGAAAUGUCUUCGCCUUUCUCACCUACUUCCCUCGCCAUCGCUCCCUUGCCGGAGCUCUUCGUGUUUCUGGCCCCGUUUAACUCUUCCAUCUCUUCAUCAAUGCCAUGACAAACUUUCAUCUAACAAAUCCAUAUAUUUAAAACCCUAGUUAGUUAGGCUUAAAGGAUUUACCAAAUAUUACCCUCAUUCCACUCACUUGUGUAUACCAUACUCAAUGAAAGCUCUCCGGAGAACUCAAACUUCGUCCUCAUCCAAUUCCAAUCCCAAUUCCAACUCCAACUCCAAUUCUUCUUCUCCUUCCUCGUCCUGGGUUCACUUGCGUUCCGUUUUAGUGGUUGUCAGCUCCUCCUCGCCAUCUUCAUGUUCUUCCUCUGAUCGGAGUCGUCUCAAAUCACCAUGGUCGCGUAGAAAAAGAAAACAUGCACUUUCACCUCGACAGUGGAAAACUGUGUUUAAUCCAGAUGGAAAACUCCGCGAUGGUGGAAUUAAGUUUCUAAAAAAAGUUCGCAGUGGAGGUGUUGAUCCAAGUAUUCGGGCAGAGGUCUGGCCUUUCCUUCUUGGAGUCUAUGACCUCAAGAGUUCUAAAAAGGAAAGGGAUAUUAUCAAGACUCAAAAAAGAAAGGAAUAUGAAAAACUCCGCAAACAGUGCAGGCGGUUAAUAAAACGUAGGAAUGAAAGCUCUAAGUGGAAUGAAUUUAGGGACAUGAUUGAUGUUGGGGAAGACGGCUUUCUUGUCCGAGACAUAGAUUCUCCUAGUUCGGAAGAUGUGGUUAGUGCUAGAGAGUCCCUUUCAAGCGAAGAAAGGUGUUCCAAUGUUGAACUUUUAGAUGAAGCCUUCUGCUCUUUGUUGGAAGGGGAAGGGAGUUCAAGACGGAUAACAGCUGAUAGUUCUUUGGUACUGAAUUCGGACUUCUCAGAUUCGGACUCCUCAGAUGACUUGGAUCUUAGUCAAACAUUUCCCUCCAUGGAUGGAAUGGAAGAGCCUUAUCUUGAUAUGACACUCAAGGAAAAUUCUUCUCCCUCUAGCACCGAUGUCUCAUCAAAGCUCCACAAUAGUGAAGAUUUUGCAACAUGGCAGCGGAUUAUUCGACUUGAUGCACUUCGUUCUAACUCAGAAUGGGUACCAUACUUGUCAUCUCAAGCAACGGUUUCGGAUGGCAGAGCUAGGCGGUGUGCUGAGGCUGUUGGUUUAGUUGAUUACGACCAUCUAGAACCUUGUAUGAUUUUCCAUGCUGCAAGGCUAGUGGCAAUUCUUGAAGCAUAUGCUCUCUAUGACCCCGAAAUUGGUUAUUGUCAAGGCAUGAGCGAUCUACUCUCUCCUAUCAUUACCGUGAUUUCAGAGGAUCACGAGGCAUUCUGGUGUUUUGUUGGUUUCAUGCGCAAAGCUCGCCACAACUUUAGGCUUGAUGAGGUUGGGAUUAGAAGGCAAUUAAACAUAGUCUCUAAGAUUAUUAGGAGCAAGGACUCGCACCUUUACAAGCACUUGGAGAAACUUGAGGCCGAGGAUUGCUUUUUUGUGUACCGGAUGGUUGUGGUGCUAUUCAGAAGGGAAUUGACAUUUGAACAGACGUUAUGUCUGUGGGAAGUGAUAUGGGCUGACCAGGCAGCCAUAAGGGCUGGAAUAGGGAAGUCUGCAUGGAGCCGGAUAAGGCAACGAGCUCCACCAACAGAUGAUUUACUGCUCUAUGCAAUCGCUGCUUCAGUACUGCAGAGAAGAAAACUGAUCAUAGAGAAGUAUAAUAGCAUGGAUGAAAUUCUGAGGGAAUGUAAUAGCAUGGCUGGGCACCUUGAUGUGUGGAAACUUCUCGAUGGUGCACACGAUUUGGUGGUAACCUUACACGAUAAGAUAGAGACGUCCUUUCAGUAAGUGACGGGUUCAUUUCCAUUCCAGUUUUCACUAACUUGUGGGUGUGCUCUUGGCUGUUGGUUGUUGGGGUCCUGAAAAAGAUGGGAAUUUAGGCCAUUUCGGUAUGCUGUUGGAUGAGUGCAGCUUACAACGAAAAGCUCCUAAGUUUGAAUUGGUGUUUGGGUUAGUGCAGCAUAUUAUAAAACCUCAAAAGUUAUGACAUGAUUGCAGCAGGGAUUCAUUCGAAUGAUGAAGAAAACUGGUUGGCUUUUGUGUCUGAUUCAUUCAAAUGUGAAGAUGAUGAAUCAUUGAAGUUUGUGUGGGAUGAGAUGAUUAGAAUAGAGCCGAAUCAAAUGAUUCUUGUGAACGCCAGUUUUCGUAUCGUAUCAAAAACAAACUUAUCAACUCGCCAUUCAUGUGUUGGCAUACAAACAUGUCGCAAACAAGUCAUGUUGCUUUGCUUUGUGGUAUAAGUUAUAUGAACUUCUGACCUAUUUGUCUCACUAAUUCAAAACCAUUCAUAAAUGUAUCAUUUGGAUGGCUA